Messenger RNA from Camelina sativa (false flax), 1570 nucleotides. RefSeq names its product putative clathrin assembly protein At5g10410. The record is from RefSeq and is a predicted model, not a curated record. Gene Ontology annotation, biological process: vesicle budding from membrane; clathrin-dependent endocytosis; clathrin coat assembly. NCBI's taxonomy places the organism in Eukaryota, Viridiplantae, Streptophyta, Magnoliopsida, Brassicales, Brassicaceae. Gene Ontology annotation, molecular function: clathrin heavy chain binding; 1-phosphatidylinositol binding; SNARE binding. Gene Ontology annotation, cellular component: clathrin-coated pit; clathrin-coated vesicle.
CUUUAGAAUGAAAGGAUAUAUACAAAAUUAAUAGUUAAAGAAAAGGAAAAUUAUUAUAAAUUUGGAUGUUUCAGAAAGGAAAACUCACGUAAGUAAUAAAAAAGACAGCUAUAGAAAAAAAAUGGAAAAUGUAUUAAACGUUGGAGGCUUAUAAAAAAAAAAAAAAAAAAAGCAAAUCCCACAAACCUCACAAAACACAGUUGCUUCAAUUUUUUUUUUUUUUUUGCAACAUCCGUCGUCGACAGAAUGCCAGAAUUCAAAGCUCUACUAAUCGGAAAAGUCAAAGACAAAGCUUCAAUAGGUAAAGCAAGACUGGUUCAUAGUUUCAGUUCGAAUUCCGUCAAAAACAUUCAUCUAGCUCUCUUGAAAUCAACAACUCAUAGUCAUCGUAAACCGCCAGAUAGUGACUAUGUCUCCGACGUUAUCUCAUACUCCAACAGCCCUUACGCUCCGGCAGCUUUCGCUGCGGCUCUAUGGAGAAUACGUGUCACCAAGAACGCUUUCGUGGCCAACAAAUCUCUCAUAGUCUUACACAAGCUUAUCAAAUCAUCAAGAGACAAGUUUGAAGGACUCGAUCACCGUUGGAACAAUCUGAAAUUGAGAGAGUUUUGGGACAAAUCUUCGAGUCUAGCGCAAGAGUUGUCUCAAUGGGUUAGAUGGUAUGGACUUUACUUGGAUCAUCUCUCGUGGAUUUCGAAGGUAUUAGGAUCUUUCCCAAGUUUCAUAGAGAGCUCAAAAGACAGAGCUAAAGAGAAAGAUCGUGUUUCGUCUUACAAAACCGGAUAUAUUAUGAAACAAACCGAUUUCCUUGUAUGUUUUUUCGAGCACAUAUGUACCAGACCGGAGAGCCCACCUAUGUUUCAAAACAAGAUCGUGGACGAGAUCAGAGAGCUCGUGAUUCAAGACUACUUCGCGGUUAUGAUGCUGAUUGUAGUACGGCUUCAAAUAUUGAGUGAAAGAUUAAUUAAACCGGGUAUUAAACCAGUUGGUGAUUCCGGUUUGAGUCUGGUUUUGGUGAGACUUGAAGAAUGCAAGGAGAGUUUGAGUGGGUUUUUAUGGCGUAACAGACGUCUUGCAGAAGAUUUUUGGUGUUUGGUUGAGAUGUUGAAGGCCGAAACGGCAAAAGACAAUAAGGAGAUUGUUGAAUUCGUCGGUUCGGUUCAGAAAACGGUCAAGGACGAUGAGGAGAUGGUUGAACUAGCCGGUUCGGUUCAGACCGAAUGGGUAACAUUCGACGACACUGAGACGGCAACACAUGUGGUGCCAUGGGAUUCAGAAUGGGUAAAAUUUGAUGAUCCAAAUGGAUUGACGAAUGAGUCGGUCUGGCUAAGUCUGUGUACGUAAUAUUUGAAAACUGGUUGAUUCGUUUAGGUGAGAAAAGAUCCGGUCUACACAACACAUGGAAAGGCCGAAGGCGUCUCACUAGUCACUACGAACAUAAAAACUAGCUGAAUGAUUUAAUUUGCUUUUUGUCUUGGAAUGUGUUGUGUCAUUUUUUUUUUCAAUUGUGCUUGAAUCCUUAUUUCAUAAAGACAGGGAGAAGUGAUUCUGUAUGUAAAUAACUUCUUAU